This is a messenger RNA of Ctenopharyngodon idella (grass carp), 5937 nucleotides long. It is a transcript of the gene dqx1, whose product is annotated as DEAQ box RNA-dependent ATPase 1. Lineage: Eukaryota; Metazoa; Chordata; Actinopteri; Cypriniformes; Xenocyprididae. Gene Ontology annotation, molecular function: RNA binding. Bases 331 to 2601 code for a protein of 756 amino acids. The transcript has 12 exons. The record is from RefSeq and is a predicted model, not a curated record. Gene Ontology annotation, cellular component: intracellular anatomical structure; spliceosomal complex.
GCGGUGGAGCUUCAUCAUGGCGGCGGAGUUUCGCUCUCUGGCUAUGAAAUACUGUCAACAGUCAUGAAUGAUGUCGUAAUAUUGUACUAAAACAGACACGGAUCGAUUUUAAAGCCUUUCGGUCACAUUCUCAUUAUUCUCUGAAGGACAUCAUAUUAUUUUUUGUGUCAUCGCGAGUCUUGAUGGAUGUACAUUAACGCGUUGUUUCUCUCAUUUACAUCGUUUGAUUUCAUCGGGUUAGUCUGACGGAUCUGAGGUGAAAAUGUGCUUUAGGUAAUUUUCAUUUGCGGGGUACCUCAGGGCUCUGUCAGCAGCCCGUCCACGUUCAGCAUGUCCUCCACGGCUGUCCCGAAACCUUCUCCUGCGCUCUCAGGCCUGGACAAUCUCUCCAUAUCAUCUCUGCUGUCCGGAGACCUGGAGGAGGACGGCGAGAGAGCAGACGAUGAUCUGGCCGAUCUGGAGGUAAACCCCUACGACGGGCUGCCGUUUUCCUCUCGCUACUACAGUCUGCUGGAGGAGAGGAAGCAGCUGCCCGUGUGGAGUCUGAAGUUCAGUCUGCUGGAGCACAUGGAGUCGCACAGUAUGAUCGUCCUGAGCGCAGACGGAGGAACGGGGAAGAGCACACAGGUUCCUCAGUGGUGUGUGGAGUACGCUCUGUCACAUGAGUUCUCUCAGGGUCUGGUGUGUUGCUGUCAGCCGUACGCGGCGGCCGCCUGCAGUCUGGCGCUCAGAGUGGCCGAUGAGAUGGACUUGAGUCUGGGGUUAGAGGUGGGCUACAGGGUCCCGCACGAGGACGGCUGCACCCCAGACACCAUACUGCGGUUUGUGACGGACUCCCUCUUGCUGGAGGAAAUGAUGUCAGACCCUCUGCUGCGCCAGUACGGGGUUCUGGUCAUCGACGAGGCUCAGGAGCGCACGGUGGCCACGGACGUCCUGCUGGGGCUGCUGCGUGACGUGUGCCAGCAGCGCCACGAGCUCCGGGUGCUGGUGCUCACGGCGCCCGCCUCCGCUCAGACCUUCGCCAGCUUCCUGGGAGAGAGUGUUCCUCACCUCAGCGUUCCCUCACAAAUCACCACCACGGAGAUUCUGUACCGGGACCCGCCAACAGGACGCGACCUGGCCACAGCUUCCUGUCACAUGAUCCUGGAUCUGCACCGCAGGGGAGAGGAAGGCGACAUACUAGUGUUCCUCCCCAGCGUGCAGGAGAUCCAGGAGUGUCGUGCGGCGCUGGAGAAGGAGUGUGUGUCUCUGAGCGCUCAUCUGUCGUCUCUACGCGUGAUCGCGCUGCACGCUGCCGUCGGAGGCUCUUUGCAGGAGCUUUACGACACCGAGAGCAUUGAGGACACGCAGCAGGACGAGCAGGAGACUCCGGCCCACAGACGCAGGGUCAUCCUCACCGAUGUCUUAGGAGAGGCGUCGUUUUCCCUCCGCAACAUCCGUUACGUCAUCGACACCGGCGUCCAGCUGAAGACCAUCUACAACCCACAGAUCCGAGCGGAUUCACAGCUUCAGCAGCCCAUCAGCAAACAGCAGGCUGACACGCGAGCCCGGAGGGUCAACGGCAAACUGCCCGGUGUGUGUUUUCGGCUGUACUCUCAGCUGAUGUAUGAGGAGGAGAUGCCUGUGGCUCGCUGUCCAGCGGUGGCCGAAGCCAACCUCAGUCACCUGGUGCUGCUCCUCAAGAGGCUGGACAUCGCAGACAUGGGCCAGUGCAAGUUCCUGGACCGGCCAGCUCCUGAGGCGCUGAUGCAGGCCCUGGAGGAUCUGGACUAUCUGGCGGCUCUCGAUGACGACGGGAAUCUGUCGGAGGUGGGAAUCAUCAUGUCUGAACUUCCACUGGAGCCGCCGUUAGCCAAAGCUCUGAUCGCGUCCUGUGAGUUCGACUGCGUCAACGAGCUCCUGACCAUCGCUGCCAUGCUGACCGCUCCGCCGUGGUUCAUCACACCUCCGGUAAAUAAAGAAGAGGCGGCUGCGACGCACAGACGCCCCCUGCUGCAUCCGGAGGGAGAUCACAUGACCCUCAUCAACGUCUAUAACGCAUAUCUGCAGCAUAAUGAAGAUGAGGUCUGGUGCAGGACAAACUUCUUAAACGCCUCUGCGUUACGAUUGGCUGUGGUGAUUAGGGCGGAGCUACUGGAGGUGAUGCAGCGAAUCGAGUUGCCCGUCUCUCCUCCCGCCUUUGGUUGCCAGGAUAACAGCACCAAUAUAAAGAGAGCUCUGAUAUCAGGCUUCUUCCUGAAGGUUGCUCAUGACGUUGAUGGCUCUGGGAACUAUCUGCUGCUCACACACCGGCACGUGGCUCACCUCCACCCGUUCUCGUCGUACCACUGCCGCCGGCCGCGGCCCGACCCGCCCAGCUGGGUGCUUUAUCACGACUUCACCAUCUCGCACGACAACUGCAUCUGCAUCGUAUCUGAGAUUCACCCUCAAAUGUUGGUGGAGCUGGCGCCUCAGUACUAUCUAGGGAACCUUCCGCCCAGUGACGGCCGAGAUCUGCUGAUGGGCCUCAGACAGAGUUUAUUUCCUCCGGAUGAGCAGGAAGCAAACCCUCAGGACGAAGCGGGCAAUGAGUCCAGUGCAGAGACGUGUAGCGUACAGUAACUGAGCAGCAGCUUCCUGUGAUGUUGCAAUAACACACAAACUCAGGCCGCGGUGCAAUGAAGAACUCCAGAUGUCUGUGAUAAGAUGUCAGUCAAUCUCACAUGGGCUUUAAUUUAAUUAGGCUCAGAUUUGUUAUUUCUGUAAUUGACAUUCUAUAAAAUAUAUAUUUAUAUAUAUAUUUUUAAUAAUGAAUAAAGUCUUGUUUCUGGAUCAAGUAAGGGAAGCGAGUCCAGCAAACACACUAUCGGCUUCCUGCAGCCAAUCAGAUGAAGCUCAAUCAUGUCCACUCACGUGAUUAAGACUGCAGUCAAAUCAGUCAUAAAUGCGGUUUUACUUGCUCGUCUGUUAUUGGAUGCUUUCUCCCGCUGAAUAAAGGACUUGCGGCUGGCAGUGAGCAGUAUGGAAGCUUGUUUCUGCCAUGGAAUAAAAAUGGAAAAAGGUUAAUUGCGACUUUUUAUCUCGCAGUGCUGACAUUUUUCUAGGGAUUCUGAGUUUAUAUUUCAAAAUUCUGACUUUUUUCUCAGAUUUCUUUUCUCCUGAGAAUGAGAUAAACUCAGAAUUCGGAGAAAAAAGUCAGAAUUGUGAGAUGUAAAUUCAGAAUUCCGAGAAAAAAUCUGAAUUACGAGAUGUAAACUCAGAAUUCUGAGGAAAAAAGUCAGAAUUCCGAGGAAAAAGUAAGAACUGUGAGAUAUAAACUCAGAAUUCCAAAAAAUAAAUUCUGAAUUGCAAGAUGUAAACUCAGAAUUCCGGAAAAAAGUCUGAAUUGCAAGAUGUAAACUCAGAAUUCCGAGAAAUAAAUUCAGUAUUGCAGGAAAAAAUCAGAAUUGCGAUAUGUAAACUCAGAAUUCUGAGGAAAAAAGUCAGAAUUCUGAGGAAAAAAGUCAGAACUGCGAGAUGUAAAUUAAGAAUUCCGCAAAAAAAGUCAGAAUCGCAAGAUGUAAAUUAAGAAUUCCGAGAAAGUCAGAAUUGCGAGAUAUAAACUCAGAAUUCAGGAAAAAAGUCAGAGAUAUGAGAUGUAAAUUCAGAAUUCCAAGAAAGUCAGAAUUGCGAGAUAUAAACUCAGAAUUCAGGAAAAAGUCAGAAUUAUGAGAUGUAAAUUCAGAAUUCUGAGUAAAAAGUCAGAAUUGCGAGAUAUAAACUCAGAAUUCGAAGGGGAAAAAUGUCAGAAUUGCAAGAUGUAAAUUCAGAAUUCCGAGAAAGUCGGUAUUGCAAGAUAAAAAGUCUUAAUUAGCUUUUUAUAUUUUUAUUCCAUGGUGGAAGUAAUCUUUCCUGAAAAAGAGCGUUUCUACAGUGGCAUCAGCAGUUGGAAACCUUCACUUUUGCGUAAUUCUGCACCCGCAUCAUGUGGUCCUGUCAAGACAGAGCGGCAUCAUAAUGUUCCCGUUCUCUCUUUUAUAUUUGUGUUGUGCUCUCGUAAACACUUCUUCACGGUUCAUGUGUUCUGUAUGCGUCUUUAUCUGUAUACAGACAUUCUCCUCUUCCUCCCGUCAGCCAAAUCGAGUUUUCCGGCUUGUGUUCACUCAGUGUGAGCUUCAGGCUCUUCAGGCCCAUUCACACCAAGAACGAGAACUAUAACCAGAACUAUAUUAGUGUCCACAUUAACGCACCAUAAUGUUCUGUUUAUUAUAAGCGCUCUGCAGUUUUGUCACCUGCCGCUUUAAAUGGUCAAGCUCUUUAAAGAAGGAUAGUAUGGAAGCCCAUUUCUGCCACAUAAAAAACAUUCUUUUGUAAGUCAUAAUUAUAAGAUGAAAAGUCUAAAUUAUUACUUAAAAACUCAUGACAUACUAAGUUGAAAUUAUGACACAAGAUGAAAUUGACAUAAGACAUGCACAAGUCAUGAGUUAGUUUCGACUUUUUAUCUCAUUAUCACUUUUAAUUUUAACUUUUUGUCAGUUUCGACUUUGUCUCAUAAUUUCGACUUGGUAUGUCAUAAUUUCAACUGUUUUAUCAUAAUUAUGACUUUGUAUAUCAUAAUUUCACAUUUUUGUCAGAAUUUUGACUUUAUCUCAGAAUUAUGACUUAGUAUGUCAUGACUUUUUAAAUAAUUUUAAAAAAUUAUCUCAGAAUUAUGACAUCUCAUAAUUAACUGUCAUAAUUUCAGCUUUUUAUGUCUUAAGUUUGACUUUUCAUCUCAUAAUUUUGACUGGGUAUGUCAUAAUUUAAAUUUUUGUAUCAUAAUUAAGACUUACUAUGUCAUAAUUUCAUUUUUUUUUGUCAUACUGUUGACUUUUCAUCUCAAGAUUUUGACCUAGUAUGUCAUAAUUUCAACUUUUUUAUCUCAUAAUUAUGACUUUGUAUAUCAUAAUUUCAAAUUUUUGUCAUAAAUUUGACUAUCUCAUAAUUAAGACUUAGUAUGUCAUGACUUUUUGGGCCGGUUUCACAGACAGGGCUUAGCCUAAGCCAAGAUUAGGCCUUAGUUCAAUUAGGAUAUGUAAGUAGCUUUUAUAAAUGUACACUAGAAAAAAUCAUCACUGGUGUCCAUCUUGAGACAAAACAGUUGCACUGACAUAUUUUAAGAUCUUUCAGUGCAAGUUGCUUUCAGUUAAAACAGCUCAAACACACAUUUUAGUCUGUGCAACUGGGGGUAUAAGUAAUAAUUUUGACUUUUUUAUCGCAUAAUUAUGACUUACUAUGUCAUAAUUUCAACUGUUUUAUCAUAAUUAUGACUUGGUAUGUCAUAAUUUUGACUUUUGAUGUCAUUAUUUUUUUCUUGUGUGGCGGAAAUGGGCUUCCAUAGGAUGGAUUCUGAUUGGCUGUCAAUGUUUUUAUCAUUCCUCUGUGUUGCUAUCAUUAUAAUUGUGGCGUGGACUCUGCUGUUCUCUUAGAGUUAGAACGAUUAUUAAACUUCACAGUUAUUGUGAACGGGCCUUUAGUCCAAGAUGAGUAGCACAACAAACAUCAGAUUCAGCUGAUAUCACUCAACCUUCUCAUUGACCUGAACACAUUUCAGGAUGAAUCAUUGAAUUAAUGUUCUGAACAAUGUUCCCUUUGUUUUCCACAAGUUUUGUUUUGUUUUUGGUAUCAUAAUUGGUCCAAGUUCAUCAUCUCCCUUGAUUCUCUGCUGUGAUAUACUGAACAUGAGUGAAAGACACUUGUGAACAGAUUGAUCAACACUGUGGUUGUUCAGGGUUCAGUUUGUUUGAAUCCUAUGAUUGUGUUUCGUGGUUUUAGAGGUUGUUGCCGUUUACUCCUUGUAGAUUGUUUUUGUAUUUUUCUAUAUCUUGUUGCACCGUCUCUCUCCUAGAAGACUCUAUUUUGUGUGUGAACUCUUGAGUGUACAAAUGUGAUUUUAAUACAGUGGGAAAUUUGAACACUAAUUAAAAAUUGUGCAGUUUU